Molecule: messenger RNA, 945 nt
Organism: Cornus florida
Lineage: Eukaryota; Viridiplantae; Streptophyta; Magnoliopsida; Cornales; Cornaceae
Exons: 3
Coding region: 1-945 (314 amino acids)
Biological process (GO): protein polyubiquitination; positive regulation of proteasomal ubiquitin-dependent protein catabolic process; ubiquitin-dependent protein catabolic process
Cellular component (GO): ubiquitin ligase complex; cytoplasm
Molecular function (GO): zinc ion binding; ubiquitin conjugating enzyme binding; ubiquitin protein ligase activity
Source: RefSeq, a predicted model, not a curated record
AUGAAGAGCUAUGGAAGAACUGAAGGCACUACAAGCUAUAAUGAGAUGUUUAAUUUUUCAAAACACAAAUUGAAGGAUGAAGAGGAAGCAUUCUGUUGCGGCAUAUGUUGUGAAACCAUGUUCGCGACAUCAACCAACAAGUUUGAAAACGAUUGUACAUGUCCUUGUUCAUUCUGCAAUGAUUGCAUAGCCAAGCAUAUCAAAGUGAGCAUUGAAGAAUACAAUCGAGGCAAAAUCAGAUGUCCUAGGUGUGAUCAGCUGUUGGAUCCUCUCUCAUGCAGGCACAUCAUCCCGGCACCACUUUUCGACAAGUGGUGCGACAAGCUCUGCAACUUAGCUGUUCUAGAGUUGGAUACAUGUUACUGUCCCUACCGGGAUUGCUUGGCUUUGGUUGUGACUGAGUGUGGAGUAGGGGAUCUUGUGAGGAGAUCCAAGUGUCCCCAUUGCAAGAGGCUGUUUUGCUUCCAGUGCAAGCAACCGUGGCAUGCAGACUAUGAAUGUGAAUAUAGUAGUAGUGAUAUGGAGUUUGGGGUGGUUGAGAAGAGGGAGAAGUGGAUGAGAUGUCCCGCGUGCAAACAUUGUGUUGAACGUGCUAAAGGUUGUAGAAUUAUUCAUUGCAGGUUGGUGGUGGCGACGAACAGGACGGCGAUGGAGAAAAGGUCAUCGGUGGACACUUCCAGAGGGAGCUGGACGGAGAGGAAUUUUUCAAGGAUUUGUAUUUGGGAAUCCGAUGGUGAAGCUGGUGAUAUCACUUGCGAUAUAAUCGAUAAUAUAGAGGCUUCGAUGCUUUACAGAGAUGGUUCUAAGUCGGAUCGUGAUGGGGUUAACCAGUUUCGAAAGGGUCCAUGUUGUUUUACCGGGGAAGUGAGUAAACUGGGUCAGACUAUAUCGAAAGGGUAUAAGAAUUACGAUUUGAUGCUGAAUCUCCAACUGGGUAGUAGCUAA